CUCCCUCCUCAGACUUUGGCUCGCUUUGGCAAAGGGAGAGCGAAGGGGAGGGGGAGGCCGAGCGGAGCUCCUUGCUUUGGCUUCCCCGCUGAGGGGUGGCUUGAGCAGCGGCGGGAGGAGGUGGCGGCGGCGGCGACGGCGGCGGCUGUGGAGGGUGGGGGAGAGAGAGCAAUGCGGCUCCGCCGCCAACAGCUCUGCCCGGACGCCACGCUUCCGCCACAGCCCCUUCCUCCUCCUCCUCCUCCUCCUCUCCCCUCCUCCGUCCUCCUCACGCCAUCACUGGGGGCCACGGCGUAGUGGCCCGCCCCCCCCCCUUCCUCCCUCCCUCCCUCAGCACCGUAGGUAUGAGACCCGCCGAGACUCCCCGCCAGCACCAAAUUCGGGAAGGAUACUGACAGCUAAAUUGCUGCCUUUAUACUGAAAAAGAGUGCCAUAAAGUGGGGAUGUCAAGAGUCCCUACUCCUUCACCAUCUGGAGAGAUGUCCAGUGGACCUGUGGCUGAAAGCUGGUGUUACACACAGGUUAAAGUUGUGAAGUUUUCUUAUAUGUGGACCAUUAAUAACUUCAGUUUCUGCCGAGAAGAAAUGGGUGAAGUUUUAAAAAGUUCAACUUUUUCUUCAGGGCCAAAUGAUAAAAUGAAAUGGUGCCUGAGGGUAAAUCCAAAAGGUUUAGAUGAUGAAAGCAAAGAUUAUCUUUCAUUGUAUUUACUUCUAGUUAGUUGUCCAAAAAGUGAAGUGAGAGCAAAAUUUAAGUUUUCUCUGUUAAAUGCAAAAAGAGAAGAAACAAAGGCAAUGGAAAGCCAAAGAGCAUAUCGAUUUGUUCAAGGCAAGGACUGGGGUUUUAAAAAAUUCAUUCGACGAGACUUUUUACUUGAGGAAACUAAUGGUCUUUUACCAGAUGAUAAGCUUACACUAUUUUGUGAGGUAAGCGUGGUCCAAGACUCAGUGAAUAUAUCAGGACUGUCCAGUACAAACACUUUAAAAGUACCUGAAUGUCGACUAGCUGAAGAUUUAGGCAACCUCUGGGAAACCACAAGAUUCACAGACUGCAGCUUUUAUGUAGGAGGGCAAGAGUUCAAAGCUCAUAAAUCUAUCCUUGCAGCUCGUUCACCUGUUUUUAAUGCCAUGUUUGAACAUGAGAUGGAGGAAAGCAAAAAGAAUUGUGUAGAAAUAAAUGAUGUAGAUCCUGACGUAUUUAAAGAGAUGAUGAGAUUCAUUUAUACAGGCAAGGCUCCAAAUCUUGAGAAAAUGGCCGACAGCUUGUUGGCAGCAGCAGAUAAAUAUGCACUUGAACGGCUGAAGAUCAUGUGUGAAGAAGCUCUGUGUAGUAACCUCUCAGUAGAAAAUGUGGCAGACAUUCUGAUUCUCGCAGAUUUGCACAGUGCAGAACAAUUGAAAGCACAAGCAAUAGAUUUCAUUAACAGGUGCAGUGUUCUUAGGCAGCUUGGCUGUAAAGAUGGAAAAAACUGGAACAACAGAACAAGAGAGGGAUUUGCUGAAAUGUCAAGCAGGGUUUCCCAGCCUUUCAGCCAAGCCACAGACAUAACAGAAACCGCAGGAUGGAAAUCGAUGAUUCACUCCCAUCCCCACUUGGUCGCUGAGGCCUUUCGGGCCCUGGCCUCUGCACAGUGUCCGCAGUUUGGCAUUCCACGCAAACGGCUAAAACAGUCAUGAAAUCUUCCAUGAACUCUCGGGAACUAACGCUUCCUUGUCCAUAUCCAGAAGGGGUUUUGCAAACCAACUGCUCAAAUAUGUGACCCUUCUCUGCAGAACAGAACCAGAAAGCUUUUAAAGAAUGGAUAAAAUGUAUGGUUUAAUAAUCAGCUUUAAAUCAGACUGAUAAUUCUCCAGUUCACUGAAAGGCCUUAACGUCAACUAUUCUAGUUCAUUUGUGAUUUUCCUGUUUUUGUUUUUUAAAUGGUGCCUCGUCGUUUUUGACUCGGCUUUGUAGGAUUGCACUAGCUCCAUAAGGCAGUAAUGCUGAUCAACGAAGACCGUUUUCAAAAGGAUCUUCUUCUCCUUUCCUUCUUUUUUUUUUUAAAAAAAAUUCCCAAAAUGAAGAUUAUCGGUUGGUCUUAUGGUAACUGGAUUUCAAUUAGCCCUCUGUUAAAAGCACUUGAACUGGGGGCAAACAAGCGCUCCAGUCCAAAAUAUUGUAUUUAGGAUGCAUCUGCCUAUCUUCAGAGAGUGCUGUCAGGCAUGCGGUGGCAAUAUACUACUCUGAAUAUAAUUUAUUUUUCAUUGGUUCAGGUGACUGAGGGAAAUAUGCAAUGUCUUGGCUCAGAAAUGUAUUUUACUAGUAUUUAUAAAUGCUUACUAUGUGAGUGUGCCCAUCAGUGGAAAAAAAAUAUAGUAAUUUUUUUUUUUUUGGCCCAUGUUGCUUUAUGAUCCAUUGUUCUUUUACCUUGUACUGAACCAGAGCGAGAGUUGGUACGGAGAGGAAAUAAGGGAUAUGUGCUGUGGAAGAAAUGGUUAUUUCUCAAAUAGAAUACAUGGGAGGUUAAGAAUGCUUAAGAGCGACCAAAUGUCGAUUUCAGAAAUGGGCCAAAAUGGAAUCUCAGUAUGCACUUUUAAUGUGUAACUUUUGUAUGUUGUGUGGUACAUAUAUAUUUUGGUUUUGAUAAAUAUGGUACAGUACUUGUGGCCUAACUUUUGAAAUACAUUAAGAUGCCCACAGCCACAUGGGAUUUAGUUUUGUUACUGCAAACAAGGAGUGCAUGACUUAGAGAUGCUGAUUUUAACUUAAUAUCUUCAAGUGUUCAUGUUAGAACCCAUUCUGUCUCCACACUUUGGGUAGGCUUAACUCUGUUCCCUUAGUGUGUGUACGCACAAGCCUAUUCUCACUAGUGAAAAUUGCACAGACACACACUUAGCAGGAAGAAUAGAAGUAUGAAAUGUCAGUAUUUAUAAGCACUGACCUGCUCUUUUUAGCCUUCAUUAUUGUACUAGCAUUGUGGAUGGUAUUGAAAUUCUGCCUAAUGUGAAAAGGAUCUUAUAAACAACCUUGUAAACUGCUUGUAAUGAAGAAAGGGUUUUUUUUAAAUUAUUACUAUAAUUAUUGUUACUAUUAUUCAAAAUUUAGCUUUAAUGCCAACACUUUUAGUGUGUGUGUUAGCAUUGUUUACAAUUGGAGGGAUUUCUCUGCAAACAUGCACAUUAGAAAUGUUUUAUUAUCAUGGAUUUACCUUAAUAAUGGUAAUGUGAUAUAUCUGUUGUGUGGGAGAAAUUGUAUUGAACCAUAAGUAAAGGGAAUUUCUUGUGCUUUUGCAUAAAAGGUCUUAGGUAGCCCAUUUGACUGACAUGCUCAAUUAAUGAAGGUUUCCUUAGUUUUUCAAAAGAUAUUCCCUCUGUUUUCAGCAGGGAAGCAUUAAUUCAAAGAUCUAAGGCACAUUUAUUCUGAAAGAUUAUUAUUUUGAAUAUAUGUAAAGAACAGUUGGGAGCAAAGAAAAAAAAAGAGUGCUUCCAAUCCAAUGCUAAAACUUGAAACAAAUCUCCAUUCUGGCUCAACUCUUUCUUUCACAGAAAAGGUCAGUGCAGAAUUUGAACAUGCAUCCUUGAAGCGCAGUUAAAAGGACCAUUUUUGUGGUUUCAAUGGCCCUGAACAUUAAUCACUGAACCAAAGUGGUACAGCAGUGUUCUAUCCAGAGAUGUGUUAUAGUUUGUAAUAUUACUAGGAAGUUUUUGUUUAUCUAAAUUAAGAUCAUGUACAGGUAGGUGUUCUAACCAGUGAAAUUAAAAGAAUGUAAUGUCCCGCAAUGAUAAAAGAAGAUUUUGCUGCACGGUAAACAACAUAUUGAUAUAAGCAACUUUGCAUUUUGAAUGUUGCAGCUUAAUAUAAAAGUGACUUGAAUAUUUAAUAGAGUGAUUGUCCAUUUCAGCUUCUUCUGGUAGUACUUGAUACAGCAGUCAAGAAGAACAUCUUAAAACAUUUUCGUUAAGCAUUUUAAAAAUUUUAAUAGCACAUUUUGUACCAAAAAUAUCAAGCACUGCGUGAUAUGAAUGAAGUACUUGUUUAAGACAUCUUAUCAAAAUUUAUAAGAUGUUGCCAUAGAUGACCUUAAUAGCCAAUCGUAUGAAUUGAACUAAUAUAUUGUUUUACUUGUUGGCUAUAGCAAAAUACUCAGUAAAGUAAAAUUAAUGUUGUUUUCUAUGGAUAAGCUAAUCCAUCUUUAUUUUCUCAAGGAACCACAUUCAGUGUUUGCAUUCUUCCAAAAGAGCUGGCAAGAACAAUCUGUAUUUUCCAUGUUUCUGUACCUACUGGCUGAAAUCUGGAAAGUUUGUGAGGAUGGGGAAGCCCACCCUUACUCCCAGAUUUUCAGCUCAAAUAUCAAACUGCUGUGUUUGGCUUGCCUGUUUUGCUCCUCUCCAUUGGCCUUCAGUAUCAGACCUCGUUCCCUGACCCCAAAGAGAGCAGCCUGCAUGUGUUGUGUUAUGGUGUAUGGGUUUCGUAAGAUUUGUUUUCUGAAACAUGGGACUCGGAUUUCUGCUAAAAGCGAUAGUUACCAUUUAAAUUACUUAUGUUGAUGAUGUUUUUCAAUGAAGGAAGCCUCAGUAACUCAUCCAGAUUUUGGCAGUCCAUUUACUGCAUGCUGACAUAUAGUGCCCUGUGGUUUUUUGAAAUGCAAGCUGAUGAAAUGAAGAAAAAAUGGAAAGUUGUGGGAGAAUUUAAAGAGAAAGACUGAUGAUAUAGAAGUCAUUAACAUUGUAUCUGGCCAGCACAUCACAGUUGUUCAUCUCUGGAGAUGCCAAAUAUUUUUUUAAAGAUAUACUUGUCUCUUGUAGCCAAUUGCAGGUUGAAAACAGCUCUGGAUAUCCUAGAAAGAGAAUUACUAAGAUAGCUAAGGUAUGCCUGGCUGCUUUUGUUUUGUAAUUCCUUGAUUUCAGUAUAGUAAUGUGAUGAGUAAUGGCUAUUUGAGAGUAAUUGGCAAGGCACUGAUGGCUCUAUUAUAAAGGGGUUCCUUCAAGUUCAGGGAGUUGAUAUUUUUGUCAACUUCCUAUAGAAGGUAUUAGGAUAACCAUUGGGGCAUGCUUUGUUUUAAAGCUAUAAAAGAUUUUUUAAACCAAUUGAUGUGUAGCCCAAAUUUAAUUUUUAUUGACUGGAUUGAUCGGAAUCCUUCCUAUGGACUCUAAUUAGUUUCAGCGCAUUGUACAGUUGCAUUGAUUUUCUUGCUGUUUUGCUUGCAGCAAAUGGACUAUCUCUGGAAAUGGAUGCACAUUAUUUUUAUCAGUGUUUGUUGUGGUUUGCGUUUAUCAUACUCUUGUAGUCUAGUUUAUGCUGGAUUUUGAUAUGUCCCAAUGAAGGUAUAUUUUUGAGUCCUGUUUUAGAAUGGAAAGAUUGGAAGAAUUCAAGCCUGUGCUUAAUUGGAAAUUAUCCAUAUUACCUAUCAUGUUAAGACAUUUGCAUCAAACCAUCCAGCCUUUUAUAUCUGCCUGAUGUUAACAGUGAAAUACUUCAGUGAGAUACUUUUUGUACCUUGUUGCUGAAAAUAUUUUUGCAUUUCAGGACAUCAAGUUACAAUAAAGUUGUUACUUAUAAAGAAA
This is a messenger RNA of Pantherophis guttatus, 5540 nucleotides long. It is a transcript of the gene SPOPL, whose product is annotated as speckle type BTB/POZ protein like. The record is from RefSeq and is a predicted model, not a curated record. Gene Ontology annotation, molecular function: protein binding. NCBI's taxonomy places the organism in Eukaryota, Metazoa, Chordata, Lepidosauria, Squamata, Colubridae.